GCUUUUCAGACGCCAGAUGACCCUCACGGCUGGACUGCACUCCAGCUGAAGUCUCAACCUGUGGAGGAGCGGAGAGAAUCGGAGUUAUGUCACUCCUGUGUGUCCGAGUGAAGAAGGCCAAGCUCCAGGGGCCUCCAGAUAAGUUUAAUGUGUACGUGACUCUGAAGGUCCAGAAUGUCAAGAGCACGACGGUUACGGUGCGAGGAGAUCAGCCGUGCUUUGAGCAGGACUUCAUGUUUGAGAUUAACCGUUUGGAUUUGGGGUUGGUGGUGGAGCUGUGGAAUAAAGGCCUGAUCUGGGACACCUUGGUGGGGACGGCCUGGAUCCCCCUCGACACCAUCCGCCAGUCCGAUGAGGAGGGUCCUGGGGAGUGGAUCUCUUUGGAUUCGGAGGUCCUCAUGAAAGCAGAUGAAAUUUAUGGCACUAAAAACCCAACACCUCACCAGGUUCUGCUGGACACUCGCUUCGAGCUGCCCUUUGACAUUCCGGACGACGAGGCCCAGUACUGGACAAGAAAGCUGGAGCGCAUCAAUGCAAUGAGGAUACACGAUGAGUAUCCACUGCAAGAUGAAGCCCAAAGAAUGCCAAUGGCACCCCUCCCCUCGCAGUGCUCUCUGGAUGACCAUGAUAGUGCAGUGGACGACAGAGACAGUGACUACCCCAGUGAGACAAACAGCCGUCCUCCGCGGUACCACACGACAGCCCAGCCCAAUUCCUCAGUACACCAAUACCCUGUGGGCCGACGUUCGCAUCAUCAACCUGUGUUCAAGGAGUCUGGAACAGAUUCAGUCCACAACUAUGAACUGGACUACAGGGAAGGAAGGGGCCCUAGCCCGGCGGACAGCUCACGGUUUGGGUCGUCCGGUAACCUCAGCCAGAGCAGCUCCCAGUUCAGCUCUGAACCAGAGGAGAGGAGUGACCCAGACACCAGGUCUAGACCUCCUCUUAGAGCCCAACCCCAGCUAUCCUCAGAGGAUGCAGAGAAAGGAGAGCGAGAGAUACAAACGAGUGUGGAGAAAGAGACAGCAGAGGUUACCCUGCCUGCCAAACCACUUGCUAUUCAAGGGAAGAAGUCAGAAAGUUUCAUUGGGGUCAGAUCUCCUCCCAUUGCUCUCUCCCGCCUCCGCUGGCUGAAGGCCAUCAACAAAGUCAGGGUUCACCUGCACCAGGCUCAGAGUAAUGAUGGAGGUCCCAGCAGACAGCCGUGGACCAGACAGCCCGGUGGAGGGGGUAUAUUUGGUAUCGACAGCAUGCCUGAUCUCCGGAAGAAGAAGCCGGUUCCUCUGGUCAGCGAAGUGGCCAUGUCUCUGGUCCAGUGCAGGAAGGCUGGUAUCUCGUACGCUCUGCAGUCUCGUUCUUCACUCAAAGACGAGGAGCUGAAGACCCAUGUGUAUAAGAAGACCCUGCAGGCUCUGAUCUACCCCAUCUCCUGCACCACACCGCAUAACUUCGAGGUCUGGACGGCCACCACGCCCACCUACUGCUACGAGUGCGAGGGGCUGCUGUGGGGGAUCGCCCGGCAGGGCAUGCGCUGCUCUGAGUGCGGGGUCAAAUGUCACGAGAAGUGCCAGGAGCUCCUCAACGCCGACUGUCUACAGAGAGCGGCGGAGAAGAGCAGUAAGACCGGAGCUGAAGAUCGCACCCAGCACAUCAUCUCAGCCAUGAAGGACCGCAUGAAGAUCCGCGAGAGGAACAAGCCGGAGAUCUUCGAGGUGAUCCGAAGCGUCUUCAACGUCAGCAAACUGAAUCACGCCCAGCAGAUGAAGACCAUCAAACAGACCGUCCUGGACGGAACCUCCAAGUGGUCGGCCAAAAUCUCCAUCACAGUACUGAGCGCUCAGGGUCUGCAGGCUAAAGACCGGACCGGCUCCAGUGACCCGUACGUGACCGUGCAGGUGGGGAAGACCAAGAAGAGAACCAAAACCAUCUACGGCAACCUCAACCCCGUUUGGGAGGAAACCUUCAACUUUGAGUGCCAUAACUCGUCUGACCGUAUAAAGGUGCGCGUGUGGGACGAGGAUGACGACAUAAAGUCUCGAGUGAAGCAGAGGCUGAAGAGGGAGUCGGAUGAUUUUCUGGGUCAGAGCAUCAUCGAGGUCCGAACGCUCAGCGGAGAGAUGGACGUCUGGUACAACCUCGAAAAGCGCACGGAUAAGUCGGCCGUAUCCGGAGCGAUCCGGCUGCAGAUCAGCGUGGAGAUCAAAGGAGAAGAGAAAGUGGCACCUUAUCACGUACAAUACACCUGCCUGCAUGAGAAUAUCUUCCACUUCCUGAUUGACGCCGAUGGUGCGGUGAAGUUGCCGGUUGCUCGUGGCGACGAUGCGUGGAAGGUUUAUUUUGAUGAAGUGGAGCAGGAGAUCGUGGACGAGUUCGCCAUGCGCUACGGCAUCGAGUCCAUCUACCAGGCCAUGACACACUUUGCCUGUCUCUCCUCUAAGUAUAUGUUACCUGGUGUUCCUGCAGUAAUGAGCACUCUGCUGGCCAACAUUAAUGCAUUCUUCGCUCAUCCGACCUCAGCCACCAGCGUCUCCGCCAGCGACCGCUUCGCCGCCUCCAACUUCGGGAGAGAACGUUUCAUAAGGCUGCUGGAUCAGCUCCAUAACUCCCUGCGCAUUGACCUGUCCACCUACAGGAAUAACUUCCCUGCCAGCAGCAAACCUCGCCUGUCCGAUCUGAAGUCCACCGUGGACCUGCUGACCAGCAUCGCCUUCUUCAGGAUGAAGGUGCAGGAACUGCAGGCUCCUCCUCGAGCAGCUCAUGUGGUACGGGACUGCGUGAAGGCCUGCCUCAACUCCACGUACGAGUACAUCUUCAACAACUGCCAGGAGCUCUACAGCAGACAGUUCCAACCCGCCAGCGAACAGGAAAAGCCGAAAGAAAAGAAAGAAGGAGAGGAAGAAGGAGAAGGAGAGGAGGAUGAAGAGAAGGCAAAGGAGGAAGAGAGCGCUCCAGCAGAGGAGGCGGGGCCGAGCAUCCACAACCUGGACUUCUGGCCCAAACUCAUCACCCUCAUAGUGUCCAUUACAGAGGAGGAUAAACACGCAUACACACCUGUUAUAAACCAGUUCCCUCAGGAGCUGAACGUGGGGAAGGUCAGUGCGGAGGUCAUGUGGACGCUCUUCGCUCAGGACAUGAAGUACGCUCUGGAAGAACAUGAGAAGCACAGGCUGUGUAGGAGUGCGGACUACAUGAACCUGCACUUUAAAGUGAAGUGGCUCUAUAACGAGUACGUCAGAGAGCUGCCGGCGUUCUCAGACACGGUUCCUGAGUAUCCAGCGUGGUUCCUGCCAUUUGUUCUUCAGUGGUUGUCUGAGAAUGAGGAGGUUUCUAUGGAGUUUAUGCACGGAGCUCUGGAGAGGGACAAGAGAGAGGGGUUCCAGCAGACCUCGGAGCACGCUCUGUUCUCCAGCUCGGUGGUGGACAUCUUCACUCAGCUCAACCAAAGCUUUGAGAUCAUCAAGAAACUGGACUGUCCCGACCCCAGCGUGGCGGCCCAGUACAACCGACGCUUCGCCAGGACGAUCAGUAAGGUGCUGCUGCAGUACUGCACCAUCCUGUCCAAAAACUUCCCCUCGUACUGCGAGAAGGAGAAGAUACCCUGUGUGCUGAUGAAUAACGUGCAGCAGAUGAGGGUGAUGCUGGAGAAGAUGUUUGAAUUUAUGGGAGCCAAGCAGUUGGAUUCCGAAGCUGCAGAAAUCCUGAAUGAUCUUCAGGUGAAACUCAACACAGUUCUGGACAACCUGAGCGCCAUGUUUGCCAAGAGUUUCCAGGCUCGUAUCAGUGUGUGUAUGCGUCAGGUGGGGGAGAUCCUGUAUCAGAUCAAAGGGCCGCUGAACCAGAACGCUCGAAACUCUGCAGAAGCUGACGCAGUCAAUGCACUGCGGCCACUCAUGGAGUUCCUGGAUGCAAAUCUGAGUAUUUUUGCGGAUCUGUGUGAGAAGACGGUGCUGAAGAGGGUUCUGAAGGACCUGUGGAAGAACGUUCUGAUCUGCAUGGAGAAAACCAUCGUCCUGCCACAGAGCAGCGACAGCAUCGGGGCUCAAUUACUUACAGCUGCCAAAGAGCUCUCCAAACUGAAGGGGGCAGAGCCGAAGACCCUCUCUCCCAGACAGUGUGCCAUCAUGGAGGUGGCGCUGGACACCAUCAAGCAAUUCUUCCAUGCUGGCGGUGAUGGACUGAAGAGAUCGUAUUUGGAGAAAAGUUCUGAACUGUCGUCUCUGCGUUACGCUCUGUCUCUCUACACACAGACCACUGACGCUCUGAUCAAGACCUUCAUCACCACUCAGCACACACAGGUGCAUAACGGCAUGGGCAUCAGGAUCACUCCCAAAGAGACUGUGCGACCUGACCGAGGAUCUGGAGUGGAGCAGCCAAUAGGGGAGGCCGUGAUUCAGGUGGAUAUGGUGCCUCCUGCUGCCAACACUGAGCAGAAGCUCACCAUCAAAGUGAUUGCGGUGAAUGAUAUGAAGUGGCAGACUUCUGGGCUCUUCCGGCCCUUCGUGGACGUUAACCUGGUCGGCCCACUGCUCGCAGAUAAGAAGCGCAAGUUUACGACCAAAUCCAAAAACAACUGCUGGACUGCCAAGUACAGCGAGGCCUUUCAGUUUGUGCUGGGUAAAGGGGUGAGUGCGGAGUGCUACGAGCUGCAGCUGACGGUGAAGGAUUACUGUUUCGGGCGAGCGGACCGCGUGGUGGGGCUGACGGUGCUGAAGCUGAGGGACGUGAUGGACAGGCGCAGCUGCGUGUGCUGGUGCCCUCUGGGGGCCAAAAUCAGCACCGACCAGACCGGACAGAUCACCUUGAGCAUCCUUGCUCAGAGACACGCAGACGAGAUCGCCAAGGAGUUCGUCAGACUGAAGACCGAGAGCAGACCGGCAGAGGAGGGCAGGUAGAGAGACAUAGAGAGAGAGAGAGAGAGAGAGAGAGAACC
Colossoma macropomum (tambaqui) is the source of this 4930-nucleotide messenger RNA. It is a transcript of the gene unc13ba, whose product is annotated as protein unc-13 homolog B. The transcript is spliced from 41 exons. The record is from RefSeq and is a predicted model, not a curated record. Gene Ontology annotation, biological process: dense core granule priming; synaptic transmission, glutamatergic; synaptic vesicle maturation. Gene Ontology annotation, cellular component: neuromuscular junction; synaptic vesicle membrane; terminal bouton. Lineage: Eukaryota; Metazoa; Chordata; Actinopteri; Characiformes; Serrasalmidae. Gene Ontology annotation, molecular function: syntaxin-1 binding; calcium ion binding; diacylglycerol binding. Bases 87 to 4892 code for a protein of 1601 amino acids.